Molecule: messenger RNA, 1020 nt
Organism: Amphiprion ocellaris (clown anemonefish)
Lineage: Eukaryota; Metazoa; Chordata; Actinopteri; Pomacentridae
Exons: 1
Source: RefSeq, a predicted model, not a curated record
UCUCCUCCCUGUCCUCCCUCUCCUCCCUGUCCUCCCUGUCCUCCCUCUCCUCCCUGUCCUCCCUCUCCUCCCUCUCCUCCCUGUCCUCCCUCUCCUCCCUCUCCUCCCUGUCCUCCCUGUCCUCCCUCUCCUCCCUGUCCUCCCUCUCCUCCCUCUCCUCCCUGUCCUCCCUCUCCUCCCUCUCCUCCCUGUCCUCCCUCUCCUCCCUCUCCUCCCUCUCCUCCCUGUCCUCCCUCUCCUCCCUCUCCUCCCUGUCCUCCCUCUCCUCCCUCUCCUCCCUGUCCUCCCUGUCCUCCCUCUCCUCCCUGUCCUCCCUCUCCUCCCUCUCCUCCCUGUCCUCCCUCUCCUCCCUGUCCUCCCUCUCCUCCCUCUCCUCCCUGUCCUCCCUCUCCUCCCUGUCCUCCCUCUCCUCCCUCUCCUCCCUGUCCUCCCUGUCCUCCCUCUCCUCCCUCUCCUCCCUCUCCUCCCUGUCCUCCCUCUCCUCCCUCUCCUCCCUGUCCUCCCUCUCCUCCCUCUCCUCCCUGUCCUCCCUGUCCUCCCUGUCCUCCCUGUCCUCCCUCUCCUCCCUGUCCUCCCUGUCCUCCCUGUCCUCCCUGUCCUCCCUCUCCUCCCUGUCCUCCCUCUCCUCCCUCUCCUCCCUCUCCUCCCUGUCCUCCCUCUCCUCCCUCUCCUCCCUGUCCUCCCUCUCCUCCCUCUCCUCCCUGUCCUCCCUGUCCUCCCUCUCCUCCCUGUCCUCCCUCUCCUCCCUGUCCUCCCUCUCCUCCCUCUCCUCCCUGUCCUCCCUCUCCUCCCUCUCCUCCCUGUCCUCCCUCUCCUCCCUCUCCUCCCUCUCCUCCCUGUCCUCCCUCUCCUCCCUCUCCUCCCUGUCCUCCCUGUCCUCCCUGUCCUCCCUGUCCUCCCUGUCCUCCCUCUCCUCCCUGUCCUCCCUCUCCUCCCUCUCCUCCCUGUCCUCCCUCUCCUCCCUCUCCUCCCUCUCCUCCCUGUCCUCCCUCUCCUCCCUCUCCUCCCUCUCCUCCCUGU